Molecule: messenger RNA, 1053 nt
Organism: Cavia porcellus (domestic guinea pig)
Lineage: Eukaryota; Metazoa; Chordata; Mammalia; Rodentia; Caviidae
Gene: Ldlrad2
Product: low density lipoprotein receptor class A domain containing 2
Exons: 5
Coding region: 1-1053 (350 amino acids)
Molecular function (GO): protein binding
Source: RefSeq, a predicted model, not a curated record
AUGGAGCUGGCUGUCCCCCUGCUGCCCCAGAGGCUGCUGCUGCUUCUGCUGGGGACAGCCACCCUGGCCACGCCUGACCUGCAGACAGCCGACCUGGUGCAGCUGUGCCGGCGGACCUGGCAGGGCGACGGGCUGCUGCUGCAAUCACACGCCACCUCGCGCAGAUUCUACUUCGUGGCUCCGGACACCGACUGCGGGCUCUGGAUGCGGGCGGCCGCCCCGGGCGACAGGAUCCGCUUCCAGUUCCGCUUCUUCCUGGUCUACAGCCUGACCCAGGCGGCCCCGGAACCCGCGCACAACGCCUCCACCCCGGGGCCAGCCGACCCGUGCGCCCCCGGCUCCUACCUGCAGCUCUACGAGGGGCCCCCCGGAGCACCCCGGGCUCUGGGGCCCCCUCUCUGCGGCCUGUCCAUCCCCGCCCCGGUGGCCUCCUCCGGACCGUUCCUAGGCCUGCGCCUGGUCACCAGAGGCCGCCAGCCCCGUGUGGACUUCGUGGGCGAAGUCACCUCUUUCCACUUGGGACCUUGUGGUGCCUACUUCCGCUGCCAGAAUGGCAGGUGCAUCCCCCUGAGCCUGGUAUGUGACCACUGGGGCAUGGACAACUGUGGGGACGGCAGCGACCAGAGCUCCUGGCCACCAGCCAGCUGCAGAGGUCCCUCUCUGCCACCCAGCCAGGCAGGGAGCAUAGACAACGACUCCUCCAAGCCCCCAACUCUCUCCAUGGUGCUGGGUUCUGCAGACCCUCUUGGGGAUACAGCAGAGAGGAGGCCCCCAGAAGGCCAGGACUCUGCCCGACAGGAUGCAUCUGAAGGCCCCGUGCUGCAGGCUGUGGUGCUGGCCUCCUCCCUGCUCCUGGCCUCUGUCGGCCUCCUCGUGGGCCUGUUCUGGUGCUGGUGCUCUUCCAGCUGGGCGACCUGGCAACUGGGAACUCGGGGCCUGUGCCUCAGAUGCUUCGCAGGCUGCAGCAUCUGCUACCCAUGUACUGGCCGAGUGGCCCCGGGGGAAUCUGGGAGCAGGGGCCCAGUCUUCCAGGACCAGGAGGGCUGUCCCUAG